CAGGUCCUCUGACAGACAAGCAAGUGCACUUAACCACUGAGUGAUCUCUCCAGCCCAAACGCUAGGAUUGUUAAGAACAGGAUACUGGGCAUAAAAACAUGCUGAAGGAGGUUUUGGGAGGGGCCAGCUCUGUGGGGCAGGAAGGUGAUGGAGGGAAAGGCUGAUGGCUUUGCCUCCCUGUCUCCUCCCCAGGGUAUAUCCAGGCCUGCCGUGCCCUCAUGAUUACUGCCAUCCUUCUCGGUUCCCUGGGCCUCCUCCUAGGCAUGGUGGGUCUGCGCUGCACCAAUGUUGGCAAUGUGGACCUGCCCAGGAAGGCCAAGAUAGCAGCCAUCGCAGGGGCCCUACAUAUACUUGCUGCUCCAUGGGCCCCAGCUGCAGUUGUUAGAAAGGGGCGCUUAGAUCAAGCCUCCUUCACCUCCCCAGGUACCUGCGGGAUGGUGGCUAUCUCCUGGUAUGCCAACAACAUCACCUCAGACUUCUUCAACCCCCAGUAUGUUGGAACGAAGUAUGAGUUGGGUCCUGCCCUCUACCUGGGCUGGAGUGCCUCUCUGCUCUCCCUCCUGGGUGGGAUCUGUCUCUGCUCUGCCUGCUGCUGCGCUGCCAAGGAGAACCAGCCCAUCAGGAUCCAGCUUCCCUACAAGGCAUCUUCAGUAGUGGUCCCCCCAAACACCUCGGAAGAAGGGGACAGCAGCUUUGGCAAAUAUGGCAAAAAUGCCUAUGUGUAGGAGCUCUGGCCCAUGGAUACCAUUUCUCCUCCCAUGUCCCCAGCAGGAAACUGUCCCCAGGACCCACAGACCCAUCUCUUUCAUAACCUAAGGGCAGACCAUGCCCAGGCUCUGCCCAGUGCUUGGAAGCCAGGCCUCUCUGUGGGCACACCUCGUCUGGCACUCCACCCACCUUUCCCGGGAGCAGAACCCAGUCUGGGUAAUUUGCAUGACCUCCUACAGCUGGACCCAAGGGGUCAAACGUAUCUACUGUGUGCGCAAUUCCAUAUAAAUACCUACAUAAAUAAAUGUAUAUUGUGAUUGUU
Nannospalax galili (Upper Galilee mountains blind mole rat) is the source of this 1030-nucleotide messenger RNA. RefSeq names its product claudin 15 (gene Cldn15). Bases 219 to 725 code for a protein of 168 amino acids. Gene Ontology annotation, biological process: bicellular tight junction assembly; cell adhesion. The record is from RefSeq and is a predicted model, not a curated record. Gene Ontology annotation, molecular function: structural molecule activity. Gene Ontology annotation, cellular component: plasma membrane; bicellular tight junction. NCBI's taxonomy places the organism in Eukaryota, Metazoa, Chordata, Mammalia, Rodentia, Spalacidae. The transcript has 4 exons.